CACUCCAGUUUGAGAUAAACUUUGGUCGUGUUCAGACGGAAAAUCCGCGUCGCUCCGAUUCACGGUUUCACUCCAGGUAUAAACCAUACACACACACCGACACACAUUCAGCCACAAUCAGGACAGGCGGAGUAAACACAGCUGGAAGUGAGACUUCAGUUUCUAUUCCCGGGACCGUUUUCCUCGUGCGUUGGUCCGCUCUUCGGUGGGUCAUGAUAUUGUGUGAAUAGUAAGUUGAAAAUUGAAUGCAUCUUCCAGCUUGGAGACUAAGUUGUUGGGGUUCGCAAAAAGUGUUGUUUUGAAGUGUUGCUCGGGAAAAAGGUGGUUCGCCAAUGUGUAAAUAAGGAAAUACAUAAAAAUGAAAGAAUGAAGAAAUGAAAAAUUGUGGUCGUCUAUUAUGGUCUAUCCUUACAAAAGUGGAAGAAAGUUAUAAGUUUAUAUAUUAAUAGUGUGGUGCAUACCUAUUGUAACCGUCGCAGCUGGAGGCUGGGUGUUGUGGAUGAGAGAAUAAAAAGGAAAAAGAAAUCAGAUUGAAGAUAAUUUCCAUGCAAAGUAGUGUGUUGAUGCCGGAAUAAUUUAAUUGUGGAACGUAAGGUUAAAAGGUGAAAGAGUCGUAGUUGACAAAGAAUUCCAAUUACAUCUACAGCCCGACAGUAGUGAGUGAGUGGAAACAUUUGGCCGGAGAUAACUGAAACAGUUUUUCCCAGCGGUGAUGCAAAUGGGAUAUCGAAUUUGAAAUUUUCAUUCGUGACACGUGCCCCAAAGGUGCUCAGGAGGGAAAACACGGCCCAAGCAGGGAAAAAAUCAAUUUCAUCCCGAACCAACUGUUGGCUGCAAUUAUUGCUCUCGGAAGACGUACGCAAACACAUUCAAAAUAUCUAGCUCCGGAUGCGAUGCAAUUUUCAUCAUCAUGACCAUUAAACAGAAGCAACAGAAGAAAACGCUUACAUAUCGACCAGAGUUAAGGAGUUGAGGAAGCAAUCACAACCUGUAGCUACCGCACCGUUUUCCAUUGGUUCCACGGUCCUUAGUGCAUUUGUCGGCAUCAAACGUUGUCGUUUGAAACAAGCAUCUUUCUAAGCGAAAUAAUAUCGUCAACGUGUCGAGUCUGCCUUCGUAAGACUUCGAAUCCUGAAGUGAGGGGGAUGAAAUAUACAACGGCGUGAAAUUAAAGCUUUUGUGUAGAGGAUCUCCACCGCGUGGAAUAAAAAGUAGUAACGUGGGAGGAGAAGCAUAAGGAAAACCACUAAGAGUUUUAUGACGCGCUAGAAAGCAAAUGUAAAAAAGGGGGUAGUGAUACUGAUAGCUAGGGCAAGGCGAGAGUCUGUGUGCAAACCCAGAACCACCAUCAUGGCUGCUGCAGUCGAGGAAGCAAUCUUCAACGCGCUUCGAGGGCAUCACAACGAGAAAACGAAGCUGCCAUCUCCUCGCAUUAUCAAGAUUUAUGUCGCAAGUUUAAAGGAAGACUUCAAAGAGGAACGGCGGCUGCUGCUGGAAGUGAUUGGGCCCGAUUUACAGUCGGUUUACGACGAUCGACAAAUUGAGGUCGAGAUUGUUGACAUCCAUUUCGGAACCGGCAGCGACUACACAACUGUCGACUUGGAUCCCUAUGUGCUGGAAGACCAUCUGUGCGAAAUCGAAACAUGCCAUCGGGUGUCCAAAAGUGUGUUUUUCAUGGCACUGCUAGGAUCACGUCUGGGAAAUUUUUUACUACCGACUAAGCUAGAGCCGGACAUUUUUACGGCAAUAGGUAAGCGCUCAUCGGUGGAGGAGUGCGAAUUUCUCAGGAGAUGGUACCGAGAGGAGCCCGCUGGAGGUGACUUUAUGCUGCAAACGCAAUAUAGGACGAUGAAUCGGGAGGAAUGGAUCGCCGAGAGUCAUCAAUUGAGUGGUAUUCUCGAGAAAAAAAUAGAUGAGAUUUCCAAAGCAUUCCAUGAAGGCGAUGGGGGAGCAGGCAUAAAGAUGCUGGAUGGAAUCAAAUUAAUCGAUAGUGAACGGUUCUGUGAUAUGCUUAAGCGACUGCCAACCAGAGCUCUCGAGUGGGAGAUUCAGAAGGGAUUAGCUUGUGCGAAGGAAAACUGCUUCGCCAUUUUCCGCCAGUGGGAAGCGUCUGACGGAAACGAGCCCAUCGAUGAAAUUCGAGCCCAGCAGUUGAAGUCAUCCGUGGCGGAUGCGCUCUCAGUCGACAAUCAGGAAUCGCUAACCGUACCUUGGGCGGGAGGUGUUAUCGACCAGGAUUUCGAGAGCCACGAAGCUUAUUUGGGCAGAUUCAAAAACCGAGUUUUUGAGAAACUGAGGAACACCAUUGACCAGAGUCUGGCAAAAGACCCCAAUGGGGGCAAGGGUAGAAAGAAGACAGUACAGGAAAUUUUUCACGAACACUCGACCCACCUAAUGUACUUGAAUGAACAUUUGAAUGCCAGCAAAUACAUAUCAUCUAAAAUCCCGGACCGAAUACGGCAAAACGUGCAACUGAAUUAUCGUUCGGGGAGUCGGCAUCCACCAUAUUUCAUUUACGGUGGCCAUGGGAGCGGUAAAAGUACUUUGCUAUCGCACAUCUAUUCACAGGUGACCGGCUGGUUCGAACACAUUAAAGUGCAUCGUGUGAUCCGUUACGCUUCCGCCACUCCUCGCUCAGCCUACAACCUGGAACUGCUGAGAGUGAUCUGUCAACAGCUGGCAAUUAUCCUCAACAUACCGGAGGGUUAUUUACCGAAGGAUGCCUCUUUUGAUCCUCUUUACAUAAAUAAUUGGUUUCAGAAUUUGCUGAAGCAUUGCGAAGACUUGCACCACGACAUACUAUUUCUCUUCAUUGAUGACCUGCACAAGUUGAAUCCUCUGGACUGCGACAUAGUGGCCGCUCUCUCGUGGCUUCCCAUCAGUCUGCCCUGGAAUGUAUUCUUAGUGGUGUCAACGACGGUGCCUAUAGAGUCACUCAAACUCACCCCAAUGCAGAAGGAACGCUUCAAAAAUGCGGAUUAUUUCUUCGAUCUCUCGUUGGUACAGAAUGAGACAAUCGUACAAAAAGUUGAUGCCUCGGAAACUUUCGAGCAGUACGUGAACAACAUAUUCGAUGUAAUGGAACAACGUUUCGGACUCAAAGGCUUUAGCAAACUUGCUAUAUACAUAACAUGCUCUGAGUACGGACUGACUGAGACCGAAUUUCUAGAGCUUCUUAUGCCCACACAGGAUUCUGAAGCUGUCAUCGACACAAGAGAAGGUGGAUUUAACUUCUCCACCUUCCGCACAGUCCGCAAUGAAAUGAGAGCCCUUCUGCGGGAGAAGCUAAUGUCCGGAAAGUUGCUAAUCGUCUGGCGGCACAGUCUGUGCUCGGAUAUCACAAAAGUGCGCUAUAUGACACCGGAAAUCUCCAGAGCAAUUCACUCGGAAAUUGUGAAUUUGUUUUUCCCGCCAGACAACGACGAGAGCGACGAGAUCUCCAGCGAGCAGCAAAGCAGAAAAUCAAGUAUCCAGACCCACCAGGACGACAACGUAACCCAAAUCAUCACGCUCGGGCCAGACAUCUCAUACAGCAUACGCCACGUGGAAGAAUCUUGGCAUCACCUAAUUAAAUCAGAUGACACUAAAAAGCUCAAAGAGAUUGCCGUGUGCAACUUUGACUUUCUGCUGGCGGCCGUACAAACGGUUUCCAUUAGCUAUCUCAGAUGUUUAAUAGAACACGUGCGGUGCUACAUUUUGGAUCGCGAUAUCGAACUGGUAUACUAUACGAUACGGAAAUCGAGCGAUGUGCUGACAAGGGAUCCGAUGCAGCUGGGCGCACAGCUGAUAUCCUGGCUCAAAUCAGUGGCAGCCCAUGAGGGGCCCCAGGCCCUGCUCAGCGUGACAGUUCAAUCGGCAACGGCUUGGUGCGACGGUUAUACCGUUCCACUGUUGGUGCCGCUUACAGGAUGGCUUCCUGUUCCGCUUCCCUCCCAAAUUCGAUGUAUGACUGUGCCCGGUCCCGGCCCAGUGCGAUGUAUCGAGGUUUCACCCUCGAAGCAACACCUGAUCCUGGCGCCGAAAGUCGGAGACCCCCAGUUAUGGCACAUUAUGAGCAACAGUUUGGUGCACACGUUUAAGGGUCACAGCGCCCCAGUGACAUUCAUGAUUGUACAAUCACAAUAUCUUAUCUCGUCAUCCGAGGACACAACCGUUAUCGUGUGGGACAUGCAGACACUGACGAUGAAACUGAAAAUAUGCGAACACAUAGCACCGGUAAUCUGUGUCACAUUAGCACUGGAGAACAAAUACAUUAUCAGCGGCGGGGAUGACUGCAGCAUCAUCGUAUCGCUGUUCGGAAGUGGGAAACUGGUCACUAGAAUCAAUCACCAUCGGGGACCGGUCACCGCCCUACACGUGGCCAUGCCAAGUGAGGUUCUCGUCUCGUCUAGCCACGAUUGUACCGUGUGUUUGUGGUCAUUGCAAGAUUUCACCCUUCUGAAUUGUAUCCAGCUGGCGCAUCCCGUGCACAAUAUUCAGAUCUCUUGUGAUUCGAUAUUCCUGGUGGCAUACUGCUCGGACAAUGGAUUAUAUUUGAGAGCACUCGCGACGGGGACGGACCUUCACGCGCUGAAAGGACAUAAAUCGAAGGUUCGAGCUCUCUGUAUUGCCUCGGACAGCCAGCGAGCGAUCGUGGGCUGUGACGAUACGCGUGCCCUAAUCUUCGACAUGCACUCGGGAAGAAUCAUUCGAUCCCUGCCGCCAAACCCAGGUCCGGUGACCGCGGUGUACGUAAUGGAGAAAGAUGACUACCUAAUCACAGCCGGUGGCAACAAAAUCACAUUCUACUCAUUCCGUAACGAAGAUUCCGUUGUCAAUUUUUACCCUAAAAAGAAGAAGACUUUGAAAAAGAUCUCCAAAAGUCGUGCGGCGCUUGCAGCUACAUCGAGUCCGGUGAUUUGUUUCGAUGUAUCACGGGACUCGACUAUGGCAGCCGUUGCGUCCAGUCGAUGUAUUCAGAUAUGGCAACUGAAUACACCCGAGCUAACAUCGAUUCUGGAAGGACAUAGUGGAACAGUAACGUGCGUUAGUUUCGCACCCAACUGUGAGUUUGUAGCAUCUGGAUCGGAAGAUAAGACUGUGAAUGUCUGGAGCCUUGCGCUGGGCAGCGCAACGGUAACCUUCAGGGGUCACAACACGUUCAUAACAUCGAUCAUCUUCAUGAUGGAUUCGCGACGUAUUAUUUCCGCUGAUCGGGAUAGCUGCCUGUACGUGUGGAUGGCAGACUCCGGAACGAUACUGCAAAGCGUUCAGGGACCAUUCAAAUGUCUCGCCGUGACGAACAACAUGAAGUUCGCGGUAUGUAGUAAUGGAGAUACAAGUCUACGUAUUUGGUCUCUCACGAGGGAAGAUGAGAAGUUCAACGUAUCACAUUCAGGUGAAAUAACGUGCUUCGUGAUAACGGCCGAUUCGCUGUAUCUAAUAUCCGGAUCCAAGGAUAUGUCACUUAAGGUAUGGCAAGCUUCAGGGGGUAAACUGGCACAAGUUUUGGUCGGUCAUACAGACGCUGUCACCUGUGUGGCAGUUUCGGUGACUAACAAAAGCCAGGUCAUAUCAGGUUCAAAGGAUUCCAACUUAAUCAUCUGGGAUAUACAUACUGGAGAGGAAAUUCAUACUCUAGCAGGUCAUCUAGCGCCGGUAACGUGUGUGAAAGUGUCAGCAGAUGGCACUACGGCAGUUUCCGUUAGCGAUGAUAAGACACUCAUAGUUUGGGAAACAAAGCGAGGUCUUGCUUUAACAUCACUCCAGUUGCACGUACAAGUUGCUCGUUUCGAUAUAAGCUUAGAGUGUUCGAGAAUAGUUGUUCAAUUAGUGGAUAGCUCUUGUCUCCCGAUUAUCUGUCUGCAUAAUUCCCCCGCGUCGUACAUUAAAUUACCCACCUAUUCGGCACCCGCACGUGAUGUGGAAGAUUUACGUCCGGCUGGAGCCAAACGACCUGCCAGGCGGUUACUUAAAAAGGAAGUUUCGCUCGACACAUAUACCUGGCAGAAGAAAUAUGCACAUCUGACUUCCUCGGUUAUGAUGGCCCAAGUGGAUGAAAGACUGAAGCGACGCUUCUCGGUAUCUGCCAGUAUGGAAGAGAUUUCAAAACUGGCAGAAUCGAAGAACAUGCAAUCACAGCAAAAUCUUGGACCGGAACAGGCUGCCUUGGCUCAAUCGCAGCACUUCGACCAGUUGGAAGCCUUGUGGAAUAAGAGAUCCCCUCCGAGACGACGGUUAAAUCCGUCACUUUCUCGCCAAUCCUCUCUAGUGGAAGAUCGUAUCGAUUCUUCAGACGAGGAUGAGUUCCUCGAGGAACGCGCAGCUAGAUCCCACCGAAAUGGUUUGUAGCUUGUAGAAGUGUUGUGCGCUUGAUAAAAUACGUUUUGGCGGAUUGAAUCAUGCGUUAUUCUUAAAAAUACGUAAAAUAAAUUAAUUCUAAAAGUGUUUUAGGUUCACUGAAAGAGUCACAUUGGUGCAAAUGAAGCAUUCCUAUCUCUUACCAUCCAGCUGCUCACAGUGGCGUCACAUAGCAACAAGCAAUGAAAACAUCCCGAGAAGCUUUCGCGCUGCCACCUGCAGCAAAUGGCUAGCACUUGGUUCCGAGCUUUUCUUCUAUCGAAGACAACAGUCGACACGUAGUCGACCAACUGAUGAUUCGCGCGCACUUUUCAAAUUAUUUUCAAAUUAAAUAAUUCGCGAAACACACACAAAAAAUCUUUUAUCGAUCAAAAUUGAACUCAAAUUAAAAGCUCACAAAAUGGCCGUGAAUUACGUACUAUUGAAACAAAACAUGAAACGUUUUAUGUGAUGACAGUAAUGACUUCGCUUUAUUGUUUUCUCUGUGGAUGAUACUAGGUAUUAACGAUAUGCACAACUGCAGGCGAUAUCUAUCUUGCAAAAUUACAUUAUUGGUUAUAAAUUAUGAUAGUAAACAUUAAGCAACUAAAUCAUAUACCACCCUUAUGAAUGGUCAUACUUUCAUAGAACAUUUUUAUUUGAGGAAAGAUCAGAACGUCUUCAAUGUCAUAAUGUUAAGAGUAUUGCCCUUUUAUGAGUUUCAAAUGAAACAAGGAAGGAUACCGGAGUCAAAGCAAUUAAUUCAGAUUAUCAAACCAUUGGGCAAAAGUAGUACAACAAACGUUGAAAUACAAAAUUGAAAGCAAAUGAAGCAUCGCUUUUAUUUGUGGCAUUAUAACUGAGAAAAAGAAACUAAUAUAAUUAGCAAAAGCGUGUUGUUGAGAGAAGAAUACCAUAAACCCACAGUUGCGAUAGAUUAAUGUGUAGAUAUUCCAUUGGACAAUGACGACUGCUCCCAACAGCCCUGUAAUGUGAUGUUUUAACGUAAAUCUAUUUUCCUCUAGACCUAGCAGAAAAUGUUUUUAACCGAACGAUGGAAAAAUUGGUGAUAUAAGCAGAUAUAAUCAAUUAAAAUAAAGCGCCGUAGUGAACCUUUUGUAGCACCGACAAUCAUUCACGCUGUUGAUCCUUUUCUAUAUCAGAACAAAAACACUACUAACUGUUUGUACAACCCACUCUUGUUAUUCUUAUUGAACUGUGCUAGAAUAGACAUAAUUGUAAUUGUUAUGGGUAGAAAUGAAAAAAAAAAUAGAAUACGUUUUUUAAAAUCGAUCGACUAGAUCGAAAACACAACCUGUUUAUUCACCAAGCGCCUACAGCCGAGUAUUAUUCUACAAAUGGUGUUGACAACACACGAACAAAAAUCUCAUUGAAACUUCCAACAGACGAUAUUUCCUAAGGCCACCUCAACUAAUUAUCCAGGAAGAAUUGACAGUAUUGACUUUCAACCAUUACCGAGUUUGCGAACCGAGUUGGAUGUAAUCAUUCACUUAUAAUAUAUCAUUCAUUUUUAUUGCCAACUUAUCCCAACAAUCUAGUUUUAGCCAAUCAUUAUACUAAGGAUACCUUUCAUUGAUUCAACCCCACCCCCAUAGUUGAUCGUGGAUACAAUUCAAAACCAAAAAUUAUUGACAACUUUAAUGAAAAAAGUGAGUACUUAUUGUGUUUAUUCAUGUGGUAAAAAAAGACAAAGCAACAAAGAUGUAUGUCAUGAAAACAAAUAGAAUCCGUGUAGUAGCAAUGAAAAAUACAAAUCUAGAGUACUUGUAAUACCAAAAAAAUAAACAUUGUAGUAAUGUACGCC
This is a messenger RNA of Toxorhynchites rutilus septentrionalis, 8143 nucleotides long. Its product is annotated as protein qui-1. Gene Ontology annotation, molecular function: protein binding. The record is from RefSeq and is a predicted model, not a curated record. Bases 1351 to 6330 code for a protein of 1659 amino acids. NCBI's taxonomy places the organism in Eukaryota, Metazoa, Arthropoda, Insecta, Diptera, Culicidae. The transcript is spliced from 22 exons.